Messenger RNA from Metarhizium acridum CQMa 102, 324 nucleotides. NCBI's taxonomy places the organism in Eukaryota, Fungi, Ascomycota, Sordariomycetes, Hypocreales, Clavicipitaceae. The record is from RefSeq and is a predicted model, not a curated record.
AUGGCCACGGCCCUCGGCAAGGCUGGAGCGCUUGUUAUUCUCAUCGCUCGUCGACCCGAGCCGCUGCAGGCCACUGCUGAGCACCUCUCCAGUCUAGGAAUUCAAGUCACGGCCCUUGCGAUGGAUGUUGGAGAAAGCGAGGCCAUCCGAAGUUGGGUGCUCAAUGCCGCCGGGAUCAACCCGCGGCCGCCCCUGGACGAGCUGACACAAAGCCAAUGGGACCAUGUGCUUGCUGUCAACUUGGCAGCCACGGACCGUCCAAGGCUGGACUCGUCGGUAACCGGCCAGGCAAUUUUUGUAGACGACGGUUACUCAUCAACUUGA